Molecule: messenger RNA, 864 nt
Organism: Armigeres subalbatus
Lineage: Eukaryota; Metazoa; Arthropoda; Insecta; Diptera; Culicidae
Exons: 1
Coding region: 1-864 (287 amino acids)
Molecular function (GO): nucleic acid binding
Source: RefSeq, a predicted model, not a curated record
AUGGCAAGUUUGGAUCAUCAACGGAUGGCAAAAGAGUUCACUUCCUCCCAUACAUCUUGGAGCUUCAUCCCUCCUGCCUCCCCACACAUGGGAGGGGCAUGGGAGCGUCUCGUAAGAACCGUCAAGCAGAACCUUGUGAAACUUAAAUCGAACCGAACGCUAUCCCAUGAAGUUCUUGAAAACCUGCUAGCGGAGAUCGAGAAUAUCGUUAACUCUCGCCCGUUAACCUGCAUCCCUGUUGAUGACGACCAGUCACCUGUACUAACUCCCAACCAUUUUCUUCUGGGAUCAAGUAAUGGAUUGAGACCCUGGGUUCCUUUUGAUGACAACUCACAAGUGCUGAAGAAUUGCUGGAAGCUGUCGCAAUCUUUAGCCAACCAAUUUUGGAAACAGUGGCUCCGAGAUUAUCUCCCGUAUAUCACUCGUAGAACCAAAUGGUUAACGGAAACGAAGCCCAUAGGUAUCAAUGACAUAGUGAUUAUAGUAGAUCCGAAUUCUCCACGAAACACUUGGCUUAAAGGCCGAGUAAUUGGAACCAAGCAGGGCUCGGACGGACAGGUCCGCAGUGCUACGGUACAAACUCCGUGGGGCAUCUACGAGCGACCAGCUGUGAAACUUGCCGUGCUUGACGUAGGCGUCUGUAUCAAUGCAACACCUAGUAAUUGCAUUCCGAGGGGGAGUGUUGGUUACGCUACGUCUUCACCCGUUGAACCCGAAUACCCCAGUGUAACCGAUACUGAACCGAUGCCACACCUGCCACCUUCUGAGGGGAUUGACAACGCUACUUCUGCAAAACAGCAUCUACACAGCAAGAACAGGACAAUGAACAACAAUAGAUCUACGAUUGCCACUAUUGCGCGCUAG